AAAUUCGACCACUUUUCUCUCUUUCUGUCUCCACCCCAGGGUUUUCGACUUGCAAGACAGCAGCAGAAAUGAUUCAUUUGGGAACAGACCAGUCCUCUUCAGGAUUGUGAGACGUCCUCUCUGAGAGUUAUAAUGAGUUAUCAUCAGGGGGCUGAAGGUGAAGCCAUCCCUAAAGAAAGACUUGAGGGAUGGGUCACCAAACAAGGAUCUUGAUGAGACCAUGGACCCUGAUAUGAGGGUUCAUCUGGAGAGACCAGUGUCACCAAUCCCCAGUUAUCUAUCAAUAAAGAGUGACAAAUCAUUGAUGAUCCCUCUUGGAUUCAAGGACGGAGAAUUAGCUAAAAUAGAGGGGAACAAUUUGAAUCAUCUCCAGCUACGUACAGCUAGUCAUAUGUCUACGAGUGACCAGAGUGACCAGUCAUUGAAUUUAAGCAGAGACCCAAGUGAUGAUGGAGACCAAACCAGGGAUGGAAGCCUCAUCAGGCCAGAAGAGAUGGUCUGUGAUGUCUGUGAGGUCAAAGCUGUGAAGUUCUGUCAGACCUGCACUCUCUCCUACUGUGGGACCCACGUUAAGAAGCACUACACAGUACCUAAACUACAGAGACACACCCUGGUGGAGGUGACUGGAGACCUGGAGGAGAGACUCUGUCAGGAACACCACAGAGCUCUGGAGGUGUUCUGCAGGAKAGACCAGAAGCUGAUCUGCAGUCUGUGUMRAUCAUACUAG
Messenger RNA from Salvelinus sp. IW2-2015, 727 nucleotides. The record is from RefSeq and is a predicted model, not a curated record. NCBI's taxonomy places the organism in Eukaryota, Metazoa, Chordata, Actinopteri, Salmoniformes, Salmonidae.